Cydia pomonella (codling moth) is the source of this 10549-nucleotide messenger RNA. RefSeq lists its product as uncharacterized. Gene Ontology annotation, cellular component: transcription factor TFIIIC complex. Gene Ontology annotation, molecular function: protein binding. Lineage: Eukaryota; Metazoa; Arthropoda; Insecta; Lepidoptera; Tortricidae. The record is from RefSeq and is a predicted model, not a curated record. Gene Ontology annotation, biological process: transcription by RNA polymerase III. Bases 454 to 8514 code for a protein of 2686 amino acids. The transcript is spliced from 36 exons.
AAGAAGUAUUCACUUUGAUUUCAAUAAAUUAUAGCAUAUCAUAAUCCUUUAUCUAUCUUUAUCAUCUUGUUCUGUUAAAAUUUUAAUAAUCUACAAACAACUAAAAAAAAUCUAAUGACGUGCAUGCAUUUGUGAUGUGUACUGGGCGUACUGGCAAAAAAAUAAGCAUCCAGUAUGAUAAAAGUCAAAUAACAAUCCGACUAAUUAAAAAAAAAUAUCCUAACCUAUUCUAAGUUCAGAAAAUGUUGGGUUUUCUUAAAUAACUAAUUUAAGAGCGCAGUAUAUCGCAGAAUAACUAAAAUAUUGUGAAGUUAUUUUAACUUAUUUACAGAUAUUGGACAUUUCUCAAAAUGUAAACAUUUUAUGCGAUUCUCCGAUCAUUCUGGAAGAUUGUAAUUCGGUUUGCAGUAUAAGUUUAGCCCAUGAUUUGUUAUUGGGUAAAAUAAAAUAAAAAUGAAUAAAACAAAGGUCACAACGCGCAAAGGCUCAAAAACCAAAACUAAAAAGGAAUCUCCAGAAGUAUUUGUCUUGCCUCCAAAUCUAUUGGAAAAGUUGGGCAUUAAUUUAGGAAACUAUGGAUCACCAACAGGAAGUAUAUCCAACUCUCAAAUUACAGAUUUAAAUGAAAGUUUCAAAGAAAGUGUCCACUGUGAAAAUAAAUUAUCCUUUAAAGAAGAUUUCGAUUCACAUGUCCCCACUUCUGUCAUCCAAUCAUCUUCAGAAAUAAAAUCAACGUCAAUUAUAGAAACUGCAGAAUUGAUGAAAAAGUCAGUUUUUUUGAGUCCAACUUUUAUUUCCAACAAUACAAGCGUUAUCCAAGGAGAAAUAGAGAUAGUUGGAAAUGUUUUAGUAGAAAGCACAGGAGUUAGUGCUGGACUUUUAAUUGAUGAACAUAUAAUUGAAAAAGCUGACAAAGUGUCCAAAGACAUACAUAGAGAACAUGUUUCUUUGUCUAACGUACAAAAAUUUAGUCCAAAUUCCUCAACUACUCAGGAGAAUAAACAGUGUGAUCAGAUUUUUAAUGCCAAUAUAAAAACGCAUGAUCUCGAAAUGCAAACACUUAUCGAUGAUCAUGCUGAUGAGGCCUAUUCUUCGGAUUGCAGUAGCAGUAAUAUUGGAUGUUCUGUCAAACAUGAUUUAAGUAAAUCCAAUGAAAACAAAAUUAAUAUAAUUUCAGAGGAAAUAAUUUAUCCAUCCCAAUUUUACAAAUUAAAAAAUAUAUAUUCACCAAAAGAAAAUACAUUUAUUCAUGUUCCGAUAAAUACUACGAUAAAAAGUCACAAUAAAAAUAGCGUUCCACAAGACGAUUUAAUUGUGGAUUUAAUACCAAAUGAAAUUGGAAAUAUUGAACUAGCUGAAAUGGCUGGUUUUAAUGCAUGUGAAAUGUUUGAGCAGAAUUUAAAAAAAGAAGAUGUCUUUUCCAAGGAAGAUUUUGUUAUGUUACAGAAUAUGAACAAAAUUUCUCAGUGCGAUUUUUUGCACGCAACUGAAUCAGAGUUCAUAAUGACCACUCAAAAUGAGGUAAACCCUCGACAAACUCUUGAACUAUUACCAAUGACACAAAAACAAGAAGUGAUUAUAAAAGACCAAGUGACAAUUGAUAAUACUAUAGUCGUGCCGUGUCAUACUGAUUUUGUGGUCGAAAGUAAUUUAUUGAUAGAGCGGGAAAAAUAUAGUGCCCAUAGAAAUACAUGUUCUGAGCAUGGUGAUAAUGCAGUAAAAGAAUCUUUUGAAGUAAACGCAAGUUUCUUUGAAAAUCAUAAAAAUAAUGAAGGUAUUUUUACUAAGGCCAUAUCAAAUGAAGAUAAAUCUGAAAUGUUUCUUGAUAAACAUAAUGCAACGUUGCAUAUUAUUGAAGCUGUAAAUGAAAUUCCAACUUCGUCUGGAAGUCAAUACUCUCUAAUUAAAGCUUGUUUACAAGGUGAAAGUGCGCCUAAUGUUAGGGACACUUGCCAGGAGUCACUUGAGAGUAGGACAGUUGCUAACAUAUCAGAAAAUAAUAAUGAUGAACUACUGAGUAUACUGCAAAAUGGAGAGGUCGAUUUAAAAAAUCCUGAUAAUAAUAUUUCUUUCACGGAUGAUAGACAGGUUUCAUUUCGUCUAUCAAUUACGAACAAUCUACUUAAAAAUGAAGGUAAAUGUCAACAGCGGUCUAAAUCAACACGGAAAACCUCCGACGAAAAUAAAGCGAGCAAUCCUAUAGAAACUUCACUAAAAAGUAAACACAACCAGGACAAAAAUAAUGCCCUUCAAGAAAACAAACAUCUACAAGAAACAUCUACAAAAAGUCCCAUUGUAUAUUUCAAGCAUUAUAAGAAGCAAGUUUGUGAAAAAAACGAACUUGUUGAAAACAGAAAUGAACAAAAAGAUAGCGAGAAUGCACCUCAUGAAUGUAAAGAUAACGGUUCUCGAGAGAUAAAUAAACUGGAACUUCACCACAUGAAUAAAGCUGCUAUUCAUGAGGACAAAAUUAGAGAAAUAGCUAAAUACUUAAGCGAAUUUGCUGACUUAAAAAAGAGACAUCAUUUUAUGGAAAGAAAUAAAGUGGUUGGGGGCAACGCAGUGAGUAAUAAGAAAAACACAACCUAUUCGAAAUCGUCCAUUCAAGGUGUUGAAAAACCGGGUGGUUCAGGAAUAACCGAAAAUAUUCAAAAUUACCUGCCUACUAAAACGUAUGAACGUAGGGGUAGACAGGUCUGGAAAAAUAUUCCUUUGUCCACUUUUAAAGGAUCUAACACAUCUACCCAGUCUAUAGACCUGCCUGAUAGUACCACUAAUAUUUGUAAUGAAAUAGAAGUAUGUCUUUGCCAUGAUUUUGGCCGAUUAAUGUCGUAUGAUGAUGCAAACAGCUAUGAACAUAUUCAUUUCUGGAAUAAUGCAAGGAUGAAUUGUACUCCUGAUCUCAUAUUUAGUAUUUAUAGUGAAGAUGCUACUCCUGUAACCAUUGAUGAUGAUAUAAAAGACUAUCCUAUUGAUGUUUGCAAUGAAAUCUCCUAUAAAUUGUGUUGGAACGAAAUUAAAUCUAUCAAUAAAAAGGAAACAAAAAACAAUGUUACAUCAAGUGUAUAUAUUGAGAUGGUAAGGAAAAACGAAAAUGAAAAGCAGGAAGCUGAAGAGGAACAUAUAUUUGAAAAUACAAUGCUAACUGUAAAUAUAUUACAAAACUGCGAAGGGGUAUCAAAUGAUACAGAUGAACUUUCUGUAAAAACUGGACAGAAGCGUAAACGUUCUGCUGUCGAUCCCGAUAAUUGCGAACUACCAGCGAAAAAUAAAAAACAUGGAAUAUCUAAACAGUUACCGCAAACUAAAGAAACACCUGCUUAUAUUGAGGAGCAACAUACUUCAACGAAGUCUGUGCAGAACAUGUCUGUUAAAAACAGCCCUCUAAAAGACCCAUCUUGUGGGAGUUCGAUACUUUUUGCAACUGGAGAACAUGAUACAGAGGUAUGCAUCUCAGCAAAUGACACUACGGCUGAGCAUUUUGAUCCGCCAUUAACUUCGAUAAAUGAGGUCAAAAUUUACCAUCAACGAAAGACUCAACUGUCAAGAGAGAAUGAAAAUAAGCCUAUCAUUUGUGGCGUCUGCCAACUAAGUGUUGAAGGCGAUUGGAUACAGCACAUCUCUUCAAAACAUGAUUAUCUGGCUUGGAAAUCAGGAGAACCGUCGUUGGAUAUCCACGAUGAGGUUGCGGUUCGUGAACACUUGAACGAGAUCACGAAGACGGGUUGUGGACUCACGUGCGGUAAAUGCGGACUCACUAUAAAAUAUGUAAAAGCUUACUUGAGCCACGUGAGAAGAUGCUCAGGAUCAAAAGCCGAGUGUUCAUCUGAACUGAGGUCUAGCGAAGAACAAGUAGAAUCUAAUGUCAAAAUUAAAGAGCCGCCUGCCGACGAACGAGACGGCCUAGUUAUAUGUGGCGUGUGUGAGGAAUCUAUGCAGGACUCAGAAUGGAACGAACAUAGAGCCACUCGACAUGACUAUCUUGCUUGGAAAUGUGGAGAGUUACCUUUGGAUGUGACGGAUGAGGCUGCAGUUAAAGCACACUUAUAUGAGGUAACGAAGGCGUGUGGCGGACUGACAUGCGCUAAAUGUGGGCUCACCAGAAAAUAUGUCAAAGCUUACUUGAGUCAUGUUCGAAACUGCACUGGGUUGAGCGACUCCCAAAACGAUGCCACAUACAACGUGUCAUCGGAGAUAAUGCUUAAAGUGGAAUAUAGUCCUAUUAAUGAAGAAGCUGAUGAAAAUGGUGCGGAUACGAAUACUGGUCCAAUAAAAUGUGGGGUGUGCGAAGAAUUAGUACAGACGGAAGACUGGUAUCAUCACAUAGGUUCACGACAUAACUAUUUAGCAUGGAACCAUGAAAAUACGCCUUUGGAUGUAAAUGAUGAGGUGGCAGUUCGAAAUCACUUGUACGAGAUCACGAAGGCAUGUGGCGGCCUCACCUGCUCCAAAUGUGGACUAACCAGAAAAUAUGUUAAAGCCUACUUGAGUCAUAUUAAGAGCUGCAAUGGACUUAACGAGUCACAAAAUGACAGUACAUAUAACGUUUCAUUCCAUGAAGUGAAGUUAGCUGAAAAGCCAAGUGAUACAAAAAUCUCAUCUAAAAUAGCAAAUGCGAAUGACUUGGUGAAAUGCGCGGUGUGUGAAGAAUCUAUGCAAGAAAAAGACUGGAUUAGCCACAUAGCCUCACAACACGAUUACUUAGCAUGGAAAGUUGGAGAUACAGCUUUGGAUGUGCAAGAUGAAACCGCCGUAAAAGAUCACUUGUAUGCAAUCACGAACACAUGUGGCGGGCUCACGUGCUCAAAAUGCGGACUCACCAGAAAAUACGUCAAAGCUUAUUUGACUCAUUUCAAAAACUGCAGUGAAAUUGAUGAAUCACAGAAUACGACUAUUUCCAACACUUCAACCGAGAAGUCUGGUGUGGACUUGGUCGACUUCGCUAACAGUUCUACAAGCAAUCACAAACUACAAGAGUCUCUAGUAAAAUGCGGUGUUUGCUCACAGGGUGUUCAAGAAACAGAGUGGAAUAAUCAUAUAGGCUUUCUUCAUAAUUAUCUGGCUUGGAAAUGUGGAGAGGAGACUUUGGAUGUGGCCGAUGAGGAGAGCGUUCGUAAACACUUGAUACGCAUCAAAAAGAAGAUCGGCAGCCUUACGUGUGCGAAAUGCUGCAAAAAUAUAAAAACUGUAAACAAAUACACGAGACACGUUAAGUCAUGCGAAGGAAUAAGUAGUAGUGAUUUGAAAGACAGCUCUCUGGAUCUAGUGGUAGAGAGACAAGUGCAGGCGCUAACAACACCAGCAGACUCCGCGCUGGUGAAGUGUGGGGUGUGCGGGCAGUACUCGGCGAACGAGGACUGGACGCAACAUAUAGCCGCCAGUCACGGAUAUCUGGCUUGGAAAGACGGCGAACCUCCUUUAAAUAUAAAUGAUGAAGAGGAAGUACGAGUGCAUAUGCGUAAUAUUAUUAUUGAAAUCGGAACUUUGACCUGUCAGAAAUGUGAUCUGCCGUGCAAAUCUGUUAAGUCAUACUUACGUCAUCUGAAGAUUUGCGAGGGCGUAGAGGAGGACAAGAACGAAAAUAAGACUGAAGUGUCUAAAAUUGAAAAAGCGGAUACUUUCAAAUGUGGAGUUUGUGACGAAGUUGUUAUAAGUUUACUCUGGUCACAGCAUUUGUCUGAAAAGCAUGAUUACCUCGCUUGGAAGGAAGGCGAUGCUCCUGUGAAUUUUGAGGACGAUAAAGAGGUUCAUCAACAUUUGACAAAUUUCACUAAAGAAUUUGGGAGUUUGAGCUGCAAAUACUGCGGAAUAAAUCUGAAAUACGUGAAAUCCUUUUUGCAACACAUAAAGGCCUGCAAAAUUGGUGGUAUAAGGGAAAGAGUCCCAGCAUCCGUUGUUGAUUUCGAUGACGUAGACUUCGCAAGCGGCGGAACCUGCGGCGUUUGUGAAAAGGAAGUGGAGGCCGGCAAAUGGAUACACCAUACGCAGAAAGAACACAACUACUUAGCAUGGAGAAAAGGAGAAAGGCCUUGGAACUUGGAUAGUUUUGAAGACGUGAACCAGUAUUUGUACGUAAUCUGCAAAAGAAUGGAUGGCUUAACCUGUAACAAGUGUGGCUUAGUGAGAAAAUAUGUGAAGACUUAUUUGACACACAUCAAAGAUUGUAAUGUUAUUGACACGUCAGUUGCUGAAGGAAUCGGGCCUUCGAAUAAAGAUGAACAUCAGUGCGCUAUGUGUAACCAAGUGAUAAAGUCGCAAGAUUGGAAAACUCACGCUAUAGAAAAUCAUUACAAUGUAACCUGGAUAGUUGGCGAAACUCCUAUUGACAUCAAAAACGUUUACGCUGUAGAGAGAUUUUUAAAAGAAUAUAAACAAAUAAAGGGUAAUUUAAAAUGUAAUGAAUGCGGAACCACCCGAGCGUCUUUUGCUGGCUUUUAUGCGCACAUCAUAAUGUGUAAAAAAACGGAGGAGGAAAUAGACAUGUAUCGAAGCCUGUGUGAUAUAUGCAAUAAUAAAUACCUCUGCAUAUAUAAGAACCAGCAUGCGAUGAUGCACAGGGUACAAACGCUCACAGCGCAGGCCAAAAUAAAAGCAAUUGAGGAAAAGCAAGAAAUUCAUAUAUCGGGCAAGAGGCGUGCUGCUGUGAAGGCGCGGUCUGUAAUCGAGAACUAUAGUGACAACAUGAGUAAGCAUACACAUUCGUGCCGGUCGUGUGGAUUUGGUACGGAUUUCAAAGAGGAACUAACGAAGCACAAAUGCGAAGUGUCAAAUGAAAAAGACUUCAGUGGAGACGAGGAUUCAGCCGCCGAGAUAGGAAGCUCGGAGGACGAAUCGGAAGAUACCGACGUCGAUUCCAAUAUUUCGAAUGAGGUGAAUGACGGUCAAGGCGAAGGUGAUGAUAAUGACGAGCUUCAAGCAAAAAAGAAACGGUAUAGAGAUCCUGCGCCACUGUUGUCAAAAGUGACACGUAUUCCCUUCAAAGUUGAAGAUGUCAAUUCAUAUAUCCGAAAUGGUGAUGAAGAUUUUUGUAAUACUCAUUUGACCGAUGAAGUAUUGUUUCCUCGAUGGAAAUGUCAUAACGAACCCGUACUCGAAUCUGAACUGACAAGAUACAUGCCACCACUGGAGCACUCUUGUAAAUUCAAAACUGUUUCUGCUUGGACAACUUUGGAGAGAUUCCAAGCUCUAGAGGACAACAGUGGUACCAGUAUAUUCGUGGGUGCAAGCAUAGUGUGUAUCGCCUGGGUGCCGCCCCGAGUGGAGGAUAUGUUUGACGGGGCCUCCAACUUCUUGGCGAUAGCCUGCCACAACGGUCCGGACUGCCCGCGUUACCAAGGCGGAGAAACGCCCAAACACGAAAAUUUAAUACAAAUAUGGAGUUUCAACAAGUUUCAAGGAUUACCGGAGAUAGUGUUGGGUAUAGCACACGACUUCGGGACGGUUUGGUCGAUGGACUGGUGUCCGUCGGGUGCGAGGGAUGCCUUAACGGCCGAGAACGCAGCGAGUCGUCUGGGGCUGCUCGCAGUGGCGUGCUCCAGCGGAUCCGUGUACAUUUUUGCUGUUCCCUAUCCGUCCAUUGUAGUUAAGAAUAAUCAAAUUCUCCAGAAACUGAAACCAGUCGCCGAGUUAAGAAUGACUAUGGGCAGUAACAGGAAACUAUAUCAGGCAACUUCUGUAUCGUGGUCUAAACAAAAAGAACAUAAUCUAGUAUUAGUCGGUUACGCGGAUGGUUCAACGGCCUAUUAUGAUUUACAUACCGACUCGCCAUUGUUGUCGGCGGUAGAAAAUAACGUUCAAGUUUUUCACCCGUAUUACGACGAACGACCACACAACACCUGCAUUACAGGUACGGAUCUGUACCCGGUGUCCGGGGACGCGGCCGGAUCUGGCAGCGGCGUGUGGACGGCGCCCACCGGCGCGGAGCUGGCGGCGCGCGCCGGCACGGGCGCGCCGGGGCGCGCGCGGCUGGCCACCGCCUCGCUCGGCGUGGCAUUCGCGCCCCAGGCCUGCACCGCCGUGCUGGCUGGAGACGACGCCCUCAAGCAAGCGUCUGUAAGCGAGCUGGUGUGGGUGCCGCCGGGGCGGCGGCUAGGCGGCACGCGCUGCGCGACUGGCUGCGCGCGCUGCGGCCGCGUGGCCGCGUCCAUGCCGCCCACCCUGCGCAUCAUACGCAUGCACCCCUCCUUCUGUGACGCCAAGAAGCAGGUUAUUGGAAUGUUAGAAAUGACACACCUCGCGAAGAAGAGAAAGAAAGCCAACGAUGAGCUAUCCAUGACCAUAGAACCCUUGACUUAUGAUGACGCUGUCAGCAAAUAUGGAAUUGUGUUCACGAGAAUCGUCAAAACUGAUAGGGCAAUGCAACAGCAAUGUUCGGCGAAGCCAAAGACGCGUUGCCCGGAGCGAUUCCCUCUAGCAGAUGUUGAGUCCAUGGCCUUCUGCCCGUCCAAAAAGUUCCAUGACAAACUAGCUGUGGCUACACACUCCGGUAUACUGUUCCUAAUUACCACACACUAAUAUGAUAUUUUAAUUGUUGUUGCCUCCAAGUUUUAGUUUUUUUUAAGUAAGCUUACGGCUCGUGCCAAUAAUUAAAAGCGACAUGCCUGUUAUAUCAAAUUGAGAUCAAUUUGUAAAGUUCAGAGAGAUCUCUUGCUACCGAAUGUUAAAGGUUAUACGUACUGUUCAUCUUGUUGCGCUUUCUCGUUUGAAGUAUAAACCCACGAUUAAGUGUAACUAUGUCUAAUAUAUGUGUAGGUAUAUAAUGAGAAACGUUUUAAAAUGUCAAUCUCUAUCCGGUAUUGAUAUAAGGGUUAAUUCACCUGGCCCGUGGCAAUAUUUAGAUAUAAAUACAGAUCAUUUUUUUUAAUACUACGUCGGUGACAAACAAGCAUAUGGCCCGCCUAAUGGUAAGCAGUCUCCGUAGCCUAUGUACGCCUGCAACUCCAAUGUUAGUCAUCGCAUGUCUUUUAGUCCGGUAUUGUCUUUAACUAUCAAAAGCAGGAAAAAUUUAACUUUAUGUUAGCAUUCAACGUGAAUAGUAUUUGCCCAAACAUUCGUGUUGCAUAAUAGAAAGCAAAACAGUUGUAGAGCUAUAUUUGUGCAAAUAUGUAAGGUGAGGUGAAUUGCCACGACUAAAUAAAAAAAAAAACGAAUAAUAAAUGCAUAGAGUUAGACCAAGCUAAGUUGGCAGCUAGCCCAAACUGUGCAAGUAUUAUUUUAAACGUCUAACUUAUGACUUUUUUAAAUAGCGCUUGCAUACUCUGGGGUAUCAAAAUCGCUGCCAACUUAGCUUGGUCUAACUCUAGCCGUGUCUUGCCGAAAGUAUACAGGUUGAAAAGUUAAAGAGUUGUUAUGUAAUAGUACAUUACGAUACAAGUGCGAAAAAUAGGAAAUUCGAAACGAGUGGCGAUAAAUUAAAACACGACCGAAGGGAGUGUUUUAAAUCGCCACGAGUUGCAAAUUACCUAUUCGCACAUGUAUCGUACAACGUUUUACAGUACAUAUGGCCCUUUAAAUAUUUGACACAGUAACGUAAAAUGCUAAUUUUCGCACUAGUGCGGUGAAGUAGCACCAUAUGUAGAUACUGUAAUAGUACAUUACGAUAAAAGUUCGAAAAAUAGGAAAUUCGAAACGAGUGGCGAUAAAUUAAAACACGACCGAAGGGAGUGUUUUAAAUCGACACGAGUUGCGAAUUACCUAUUCGCACAUGUAUAGUACAACGUUUUACAGUACAUAUGGCCCUUUAAAUGUUCGACACAGUAACGUAAUAUGCUAAUUUUCGCACUAGUGCUAUAAAGUAGCACCAUAUGUACUGUAAUAGUACAUUACGAUACAAGUGCGAAAAAUAGGAAAUUCGAAACGAGUGGCGAUAAAUUAAAACACGACCGAAGGGAGUGUUUUAAAUCGACACGAGUUGCGAAUUACCUAUUCGCACAUGUAUCGUACAACGUUUUACAGUACAUAUGGCCCUUUAAAUGUUCGACACAGUAACAUAAUAUGCUACUUCUCGCACUAGUGCUAUAAAGUAGCCCCAUAUGUACUGUAAAUAAUGUUAUGUUAUAGGUACUUGUUGUAUUUAAAGAUCGGUUGUCGCAGAGCUAUGGCUCUAUCGAUAAGCCGAUUGGGAAGCUGUUAUCGUAUGUUUGAAUAUAAAUGUGACCGCGGCCGGCAAAUCGUCCGACUUUGUCGCUUGCCAUAAGGACGCCUUGACAGGUUAUUCGUAUAAAGAUAUAAACAAAUCUCGACCUGGCAAGCGACAAAGUGGGACGUUUUGCCGGCCGCGGUCACAAAUAGAAGUUGUAAAUAAUGUAAGCCUUAAUAUAUAAUUGUUUACCAAAAGAGAUGCUGUUAUGUUGUAUAUAAGAGAUAAAAUUAUGGAUAGUAUUGGUUUAUACGUAAAUAAAGCGCUGAGAUGAUAGUAGAAUAGCUGGCAAUACACGAAAGUAAGAGCACUACAGUAAUUUGAAGUGUCCAGAGAUAGUCACAUUUUCACUUAUCAGUUAUCACAAUAUAUCUAUGUACACGUGGCUGUUGAACGUUGACGACUAUAGGU